Messenger RNA from Colletotrichum orchidophilum, 627 nucleotides. RefSeq names its product superoxide dismutase. Gene Ontology annotation, biological process: superoxide metabolic process. The transcript has 4 exons. Lineage: Eukaryota; Fungi; Ascomycota; Sordariomycetes; Glomerellales; Glomerellaceae. Bases 1 to 627 code for a protein of 208 amino acids. Gene Ontology annotation, molecular function: superoxide dismutase activity; metal ion binding. The record is from RefSeq and is a predicted model, not a curated record. Gene Ontology annotation, cellular component: mitochondrion.
AUGGCCAACGCUCAGUACACAUUGCCAAAGCUUCCCUACGAUUAUGAUGCUCUCGAGCCUCAUAUCUCGGCUCAAAUCAUGGAGCUGCAUCACAGCAAACACCACCAAACAUAUGUCACGAACUUGAACAAAGCCAUCGAGACCUACAACGCCAACCCCCUCCAAAGUCGCAUCGGCGUCCUCGCGGCCCUCAACUUCCACGGUGGCGGUCACAUCAAUCACUCCCUCUUCUGGGAGAACCUGUCCCCGGCUUCCAGCCCAGACGCUUCAACCGAUGCGGCACCGGCGCUGAUCGCCGAGAUCACCCGUAUUUGGGGCAGCCUCGACAAAUUCAAGGCGGCUUUCAAUACCGCUCUGCUAGGUAUCACUGGCAGUGGCUGGGGUUGGCUGGUCAAGGACGAUGUCACCGGCCUCAACAUUGUCACUACCAAGGACCAGGACCCCGUCACCAAGGGGGUGCCCAUCUUUGGCAUCGACAUGUGGGAGCAUGCGUACUACCUGCAGUACCUCAAUGGGAAGGCGGCCUAUGUCGAUAACAUUUGGAACGUCAUCAACUGGAAAACUUCCGAGCUCAGGUUCUCGGGGAGUCGAGAUGAUGCUUUCAAGGCGUUGAAGGCGGUUCUCUGA